GAUUGGCAGAAGAAUACUUAAUUCAGAGGAGCGCCUCGUUGUCCAUAGUGUGCCAGUAGGAGCCGCCGAUGAAGAAUCGCCAAGACAUGGCCUGGGGAAGCGGCAUGACCUACCAGCUAGCAGCAGCGGCUGUUUGCGUGGUGCUGCUGCAAAGCGCGAUGGCUGCUUCUGUGCAACGGCAGCCGUGGACCCUGGAAGAAACAACACCCAGCGAAUCUCCAUCACAAUCAAUGAAGAUGGAUUGGGCAGGAGGUCCAGUGGCCCUCGUCGAACACGAAGGACAGCUAUUUUCUAUGGAUUUCGAAGCCGAUACAAAUAAAGUGUUGGUGCCGAAGGAGGUAUUUGCGGAUGCUGGUGUUGUAGCGGCUCAGAUGUCAGAUGACAAGCAGUACGUCCUCCUUGCCUAUGAUGCUAAGAGGGUAUUUCGACAUGGGGCAAGCGCACGCUAUAUGGUAUACAGAAUCGAUGAUGAAAGGGAAAAUAAGAUCCUUGGCAGAAGACAGAAAACAGGAGACAGCAGGGUGACACAGAUCGGCGGUGGAAAACGCCUUCAACUGGUGACGUGGGGCACAAAAAGCCAGCUGGCGUAUGCGUACGGAAACAACAUCUACUACCUGACGUCGCCUGACGCUGAACCAAUACAGAUCACCAAAGACGGGGUACCGAACGUCGUCUUCAAUGGAAUCCUGGAGUCAUAUGCUAACGCAUGGUCCCACCCAGUGGAGACAGUGGGCCAGGAUGGAUCGCUGUUGUUUUCUCCCGACGGAAGGAAGCUGAUGUUUAUCCAGAACGACGUCUCCUCAGUGGCCGACGCCAGAUUCGUUUACUACGGCAGACCUGGAGCCCUGGAGAAUCAGUACGCUAACCUGGUUACCUUCCGCUUCCCCAAGGCCGGCACGCCAAUGCCCACCAUAGCGCUGAAGGUGGCGCGUCUGGCGUCUGAAGAUUGCCCCUGCCUGAGAAUUCAACAGCUGCUGGCUCCAGUCGACGUCGUCAGCGAAGACCACUACCUUGUAUCAGUGGCGUGGGUUGACGACAACACCGUAAUGGCUUGGUGGAUGAAUCGCACUGCAAACGUCAGGCAAGAUGUGAUCUACUUCCUUUCCAAUGACGUGAAGCAAAUUGCUGGGGAAAAGGGCCUAAAAAUAGAGCAGAGGAACGGCUGGGUAGACAUACAUCCACCGUAUUUCCAAAAAGGAAAGGAGACUUCAACUUACGUGACAAUCCUGUGGCAGCCUCAUGACGACAAUGUUAGUUUCCCUCACUUGGUCAAAGUGUCGGGGAAUUCCACGAAAGCCAUCACAUCAGGAGAGCUGACAGUCACUAAGAUAUACGGAUGGGCCCCCAAUGGCACAGUGUACUACCAGGCCACUGAGGAAGGCCGGCCGUCCACGCGGCAGAUAUUCGCCGUGGAGGAGGGCGGCGAGCCCCGCUGCCUCAGCUGCGCCCUGACCAGCCCAGAGGGCAACCCCUGCCAACGGGCCGACGCAUCCUUCAGCGACGACUUCGAGUGGUUCGGCCUCUUGUGCGUCGGGCCAGACCCGCGUUUCUCCAGGCUACUGACCACUGCUGCCCCCGAUGGCGACACGAAACUGACGUCAAACAGCAAAGAACUGCGGAAGUUCUUGAAAUCUAGGCUGCAGCCAGGGCGUCUGGAAGACUGGGUGGAGGUGGAGGGAGGGGUGGCAGCCCAGGUGCGCCUCCUGCUUCCCCCGGACCUCGACCCCAAUGGCUCCGAGAAGAGGCCAGCCAUCGUCAGCGUGAACGCCUACCCGGGCGCCCAAAGUAUAGGUGACUCCUUCACCACGGACAUCUCCAGCUACUUCACCACCAACAGGCGGUACGUCUACAUCUACAUCGACGGGCGCGGGUCUGGCUGCAAGGGUGACAGGACGCUCUUCUCCGUCUACCGGAGGCUGGGCACUGUCGAAGUGGAGGACCAGAUCAGCGUCACCAAGUGGCUGACUGAGAAGUACCCGUUCAUCGACAGCUCACGUGUGGCCAUCUGGGGCAAGGGCUACGGUGGCUACGCGGCGGCCAUGGCGCUGGCCAGGGAUGAGGACGACGUCUUCAAGUGCGGCGUCUCCGUGGCUCCCGUAACCAGCUGGAUAUACGCCGACAUACGAGAUUCAGAGAGGUACAUGGGCUUUCCCACGCCCGAGGACAACGAGGAGGGCUACAACGCCAGUGACGUCACACGACUAGCAGAGCGCUUCGCGGGAAAGAAGUUCCUGUUGAUGCACGGCACCGCGGACGACAGAGUCCUCUAUCAGAACUCCAUGGCGCUGGCGACCGCCCUCGAGGAGGCCGGCGUGCUCUUCGACCAGCAGAGCUACCCGGACGAGGAGCACCGGCUGAGUAGCGUAAAUGGUCACGUGUACCGUACCAUCGACGAGUUCUUCCUGAGGUGCUUCGACCGAACUCCUCUUCUGGUCGACAUUAUCAGCGAACUCAUCUCCUAGAGAUGUUUAUACUCCAGUCUUAACCACUGCUGUAAACUGUUGCAAAUGUUUACCAAUAGCUGUUGGUUUUACAGAAACUAUCGUUGUAGAUAAGUUACAUCAGUACGAUUCUA
Molecule: messenger RNA, 2575 nt
Organism: Schistocerca nitens (vagrant locust)
Lineage: Eukaryota; Metazoa; Arthropoda; Insecta; Orthoptera; Acrididae
Product: venom dipeptidyl peptidase 4-like
Exons: 18
Coding region: 69-2462 (797 amino acids)
Biological process (GO): proteolysis
Molecular function (GO): serine-type peptidase activity; dipeptidyl-peptidase activity
Source: RefSeq, a predicted model, not a curated record